AUGCAUUUCAAAGCUUCUAUCGCUGCUCUCGCCUCCGUCAGUGCUCUGGCAUCUGCCCAGGCACCCAGCAUUGACCAAUGGACGCAAUCCGAGAUCAACAACGGCACUGCUUGGAAAGAGGUCACUCAGAUCGCCAGGGACAAUCAAUUGUACAACCUGGGCACCCGCCAGAACUCUCCUUGCCAGUGNGGGGCUAUGGAUGUUAGGAGAGAGUUCAGGGACAUGUCCAAGGAGGAUCGCAAGUCCUUCACCGAUGCCGCUACAUGCCUCAUGAACACACCUCCCCAGCGCAUGCCCAAGGAUCAGGCUGCAAACUAUCCUGGAAUCAAGUCUCGCCACGACGAGUAUGUCGCGACACAUAUCAAUAUGACAUUUUCCAUCCACGCGACUGCGUCUUUUCUAGGUUGGCACAGACACUACAUCAAGCACUACGAGCAAGACUUGAAGAACCUCUGCGGCUAUACCGGUACCCUCCCAUACUGGAACUGGGCCAAGGACGCCUCUGCUCCCCAAGACUCGCCCCUCUUUACCGGCGAUGAGUACAGCAUGGGCUCCAACGGUAAAUACAUUUUCAACCGCAGCGACACCUACCUUUACACCCAAGGCGUCAAUAUGCCUCCCGGCACCGGCGGCGGCUGCGUCGAGAGCGGCCCCUUCUCCGACAUUACCCUCAACCUUGGCCCCCUGGACUUGCCCAACUCCAAGAACGUCAAGAGCAAUUAUGAAUACAACCCUCGCUGUCUAGAGCGCGACUUCAACUCCUUCUUUACCGAGCGCUACAACACCUUCUCCAACGUCACUGAACUUGUUCUCGAAAGCAUCUACCUCGAAGACUUCCAGGAUAGGAUGCAAGGCUAUGCCGCUGGAGACGCCUUUGGCGUGCACGGUGGAGGCCAUUGGGGCAUGGGAGGGGCGGCCGCUGACUUCCACUCUUCACCUGCUGACCCUCUUUUCUUCUUGCACCAUGGUAUGAUUGAUAAUGUCUGGACUACAUGGCAGAAUCUGGACAUCUACCGCCGUCAAUUCAUCAUCAAGGGAACUUCGACACUUGAUAACAAUCCUCCUAGUGCUGAGAUGACUCUGGACGAUGUUAUUCCUUUUGGUUUUGUUGCUGAAGACCGUAUCUUCCGCGAGUUGAUGGAUACUUUUGCCGAGGGUUACUGCUACCGCUACGAGUAG
Aureobasidium vineae is the source of this 1179-nucleotide messenger RNA. The record is from the annotation of a GenBank genome assembly. Lineage: Eukaryota; Fungi; Ascomycota; Dothideomycetes; Dothideales; Saccotheciaceae.